This is a messenger RNA of Panonychus citri (citrus red mite), 3712 nucleotides long. Its product is annotated as protein FAM91A1-like. The transcript is spliced from 4 exons. Bases 414 to 3209 code for a protein of 931 amino acids. The record is from RefSeq and is a predicted model, not a curated record. Lineage: Eukaryota; Metazoa; Arthropoda; Arachnida; Trombidiformes; Tetranychidae.
UUUUUUCUCUUUCUUUUUAUUUGUUUUCUUUUUUUCCAAAAUAAACUAACUGGUAAAAUCUAUUCAACAAAAUGAUUACAUUUUAUUUUUCUAUUCUUUUUUAAAUGUUAAUUAGUUACUUAACCAUUCGGACAACAAUUUGGUCCAAUUAAUUUCACAUUAAUCACAACCUUUUCCGUUGGAACCUUUGAUUUGCCCCUUCACCCGAUUGUCCAUAUGUAAACACUGAGAACAAUCAACCAAACGUGUUCACAAUUAUCUCUAUAUUUGUUUUCCUCUCUUUCAUUUGUCUAUUUUUACCUUUUUUUUCAGUUAUGUUUCCAUCGGUGUGAUUUACCUGAAUCAUUCAAGUUCACUGAGUAAUUAGACUUGAUACAUGAUUAACUAGUGAAAGAUUAUCAUCGACAUUUGAAAUGUCUGAAGAGAUUGAGAAAUACGUUCGUGAUAAUGUUCCCUGGGAUGAGCUCGACAAUGAGGUUAAGAUGAUCAUUGGAACCAAAACUGAUUACGAUCACAAUAUCCUGGAAUAUAGUAUUAAAAAUCAGCUGAGGUUCAUCAACAAUUUGGUGAAAACGGUUCGUCGUAGUGAAAAAGGUUAUUACCUUGAGCUGUUACGUUACAGUCGUGAACAUUUGAUGCUAUUUCCUUAUCAUCUAUCCGAUUAUUUGAUCUAUGGUAUGAGGAUAACACCGUUUCAAUAUUAUAUUCAAAUGAUUCAUGAAUUAUUGGAAAACGAGAGGAGUUAUGACACUUUACCAAAUUUUACCGCUGCCGAUUGCCUUCGUAUUCUUGGCAUUGGACGGAAUCAAUAUAUUGACCUGAUGAAUCAAUGUCGAUCUCGAUCAUUUCUGGGCAUCAUGCGUAAAUCGAUACGCGAUUUAUUGCCCAAAAAACCAUUAAAAGAUAUUGUUAUUGAAUAUUGGUGGAAAAUUUUCCCUGGUUAUAUUAUGGAAGAUGAUAUGAGAUAUUUGGCUACCUCAAGUGAGAGAGAUGUAAUUGAUAUGAUUAUUGGUGAAGGAGGGUCCAUAGGUGAGGGAGAAGUGGCUGGUAAAUUUGCAGAAAAAGAUGUUCGCUCAUUAUAUUUGAAAGGUUUAAUCUACCUUGAUGUUCCCAUUGAAGAUGAUGACCUGAUUGUGGUUCCACCAUUGAGAGGAUUUGUUAUGAAUCGGAUUCAGGGCGAUUAUCUGGAAACCCUUUUGUAUAAAAUAUUUGUUUCCAUUGAUGAGAAAACCACCGUUAAAGAAUUAUCUUCAAUUCUAUCCAUUGAUCCAUCUUUGGUUAAAAAUGCCAUCUCCAUUUACUGUCGUCUUGGUAUUGCGUACAAAAAAACACUAUCCAUGACACUGGACGAAUGUCAUCCCUCUUGGUCAUCAGCUUUAUCUUCAUCUCCAAUCAGUCAUUCACUUUCAUCUUCAUCCUCUCUUUCAUCAUCAACCUUGUCAGUUAAAGGAGGAUCAGGUCACCACAAAACAAACGCAACUAGUCAACAAAUGGCCAAAUUAAUUAACAACAUUACCCUUGAUUCUAGUGGUAAAGAAAUCAUUUCAACAAAUUCAGGUUUAAUCACUGAUGAUUCUGGCAAUAGAGUUGACUCACCAACAGCUGAUUCUUCAUCUAGACCGUUACUUCAACAUUCAAAUUCAAUAUCAAACACUAAACGUAUCGCCUUCUUUUACGAUUCCACCCUGGUUGCUUUUCUCAUGAUGGGUAACCUUUCCCCUGGCCUUAAAACACACGCAGUGACGAUGUUUGAAGUCGGUAAAUUAUCCGAUGAAUCAGUGGACAGUCUACUCGUUGAAUUAUCUGAGAUUCACAAUAUUAAUGUUGAAGAAGAAGGUGAUGAGGCGGAAAGAUAUUUCCUCCAUGCGAUCAUGUUAUACCGAACAGUUCAAUUCAUUCGUCAUAAUCCUGAUCUAACGGCGUCUCUUUGUGACUUUGAUGAUGCUGACAUUGGUUUAGGAAUUGAUUUAAUUCGAGCAGAAAGUUUAAUGAACUUGGAUGCCAAAGUUUGCGAUAGAUUGUUAAAGAAAAAUUAUUCAGUUCUUUUGUCCAUUGCACCGGUCAGCAAUGAGACACAAUUAAUUACCAACACUAGUCUUCCCUAUCUUGGUCCAGUUUCACCUUUGAUAAACUCAAUUUGGUUCAAUCUUUACUUGUACUCGCUUCUAGGUGCAGGUCCACCGUCACUCCUAUUAACUGCCCAUCAGCGCUUGAAAAGUCUUCCCACUCUCUUUAAAGGUUUUGAAUUUCUUUACCUUACCCCUUGGGGCCGUGACUCUGCCAAAAUACCAGCUGAUAAUGCGCUUCACACCAUCAAUGAAAUGUUAACCACCUCACCGAUCCUAGUCCAGGCCUAUGCGACAAAAAGUGACUUUCCCUCUGAUGAUCUCAUCUACGUACCAUUCCCGUUGACCUGUGAAGAGACGAUUAAUGAAGAGAUUUCAAAUCCAUUCGAAACUCAUCCCGAUAUUGUUAAACUUUCUUCAAUUCUUGAUCUAAGAUUUACCUGUGGAUUUGUUACACUAAUUAGACAUCAAUUAUUCUGUCCAUCAUCACCUUCAAUCAAGGAAGCAGAGGAGUCUCAAUCUGAAACUAUUAUUGCAGUUUCGUCACAACCUCCGACCGCAUCUGAUGACAUUGACGAAGUAAAUGAUAAUAAACCGGAAGAAGCACAAGAAACUAAUGAUUGGGAACAAGAUGAAUCAGAAUUGAUUUCGUUAACAGAAGAUGAACCAACUUCUAUUAAAAGAGGAAACGAAGAGCAAGAAACAAUCAACGAUUCCGAGAAAGUGAAGGAAAAACAAGAAGAUGAUGAAAAUAAUUCAGACGAAAUUCAUUCCAAUGAUGAAUUUAAAUAUUGGACUUUAAUUGAAUGUCACUUUGGUGUUCCUUUAUUUGAUCGAGCUUUAAAUAAGAGUGUUUGUAAUAAAUUAUUGAAACAUCAUCUUUUUGAUAUAAACAAAUUAUCUCGUAAUACCGAAAUUAACAAUUCUCUUUGCUCGAAAGUGGAAACAUUUGUCUCUAAUUUGAUUGAUUCUCCUCGAAUUGGUGAUAAACAUCAGAAAGACAAUCAAAGGAAAACCUCAUCAUCAUCUCCCUCAUCAUCUUCUGGAUUUUCACAAAACUCAACAAUUAAACGUCAAGUGCCUUUACCGUCCACUAAUUUAAUCUUCACUAAUGGACAAUUAGAGCCCUGGUAUCAGCCUUAAUUGUUAUUAAAUUGUUCAAAGCUAUUCUUAUAAAUAAGGAAAUCAAAACAAAAAUCAUGAAUCAAACAAGUGGAUUAGCAACUAAUUCUUAAUUGUUUGCCAAUCUAAGACGAUUCAAUGAUUUAACAGUUACAAUAUUUUCCAAUUCAACAACAAUAAUAAUCAAUAAUUUUAAAAACAUUCCCCCAAAGUUUAAUCACCAAAAAAAAUAAGACAAACCAAAAGACAAAGGAUCUUACAAAUAUACUAAUAGUACAUUAAUCAACAAUUAACAAUCUAAUUUAUCAAUCAACAAUUGAUAAACAAAAUUAAAAGUGUCAACGAUGUUUGUCAUCAAGUACAAGCUGAAUAUACAGUUUGAGUAUUUUGUUUUCUCGUAGAGCUGCCAUCUAAUUACCAGAUGAUUGUAAUGAUAAUAUAAAAACUUAAUCAAUGGGAACACAAUUAAUGAGAAAACAAUUAAAUUUAACUAUUACAAACAAAAAGCUAUACUUUUUUAAAAA